AUGACGGUAAACUUGAUGAGUCGGAUCAAGGACGAUGAGGAUGAGAUUGGCCAAGAUGACGCAGUCGAGGGAUCUGAGCAUCAGCGGCGACACACCUACAUGGAGGAAUACAAUCUCGCAGACGACCAUGACGUAUUUUGGGACUCUUAUGGCAGCAUCAACAGAUAUACUCCACUGAAGGAGCGCUUGUCUGCAUAUUCGUUCCGAACGUUGGACAACGAAGGAGAACCUUGGAAGCGUAACAACGAAGAGGAGUUGGACCACGCACGAAGGCAAAGUGAUGUAGCAGGAUACAUUUCGGAACCGAUGGGCCGACACGUGAGUCAGCACGACCAUCGCGGGCUGGCAGCCAUGGACGGCGACGAGGAUUGGAAGCGUGUUAGCCGAGACGGAACGUCGAUGGUACCGCUUGGUCUUGACGAGUCAGGGCCGAUGGGCCGACACGUGAGUCAGCACGACCACCGCGGGCUGGCAGCGAUGGACGGCGACGAGGAUUGGAAGCGUGUUAGCCGAGACGGAACGUCGAUGGUACCGCUUGGUCUUGACGAGUCAGGGCCGAUGGGCCGACACGUGAGUCAGCACGACCAUCGCGGGCUGGCAGCCAUGGACGGCGACGAGGAUUGGAAGCGUGUUAGCCGAGACGGAACGUCGAUGGUACCGCUUGGUCUUGACGAGUCAGGGCCGAUGGGCCGACACGUGAGUCAUCACGACCACCGAGGGCUGGAGACGCUGGACAAUGAUGCGGACUGGAAGCGCGUGGGCCGCGGGGAGACGGCGAUGGUACCUCUGUCCGUGGACGCGACGGCCUCGGGUGGUCAUGUGAGUCAUCACGACCACCGAGGGCUGGAGACGCUGGACAAUGAUGCGGACUGGAAGCGUGUGGGCCGCGGGGAGACGGCGAUGGUACCUCUGUCCGUGGACGCGACGGCCUCGGGUGGUCGACACGUGAGUCAUCACGACCACCGAGGGCUGGAGACGCUGGACAAUGAUGCGGACUGGAAGCGUGUGGGCCGCGGGGAGACGGCGAUGGUACCUCUGUCCGUGGAUGCGACGGCCUCGGGUGGUCAUGUGAGUCAUCACGACCACCGAGGGCUGGAGACGCUGGACAAUGAUGCGGACUGGAAGCGCGUGGGCCGCGGGGAGACGGCGAUGGUACCUCUGUCCGUGGAUGCGACGGCCUCGGGUGGUCAUGUGAGUCAUCACGACCACCGAGGGCUGGAGACGCUGGACAAUGAUGCGAACUGGAAGCGCGUGGGCCGCGGGGAGACGGCGAUGGUACCUCUGUCCGUGGAUGCGACGGCCUCGGGUGGUCAUGUGAGUCAUCACGACCACCGAGGGCUGGAGACGCUGGACAAUGAUGCGGACUGGAAGCGUGUGGGCCGCGGGGAGACGGCGAUGGUACCUCUGUCCGUGGACGCGACGGCCUCGGGUGGUCAUGUGAGUCAUCACGACCACCGAGGGCUGGAGACGCUGGACAAUGAUGCGGACUGA
This is a messenger RNA of Monosiga brevicollis MX1, 1491 nucleotides long. RefSeq lists its product as uncharacterized. The coding region runs from base 1 to 1491 and encodes 496 amino acids. The record is from RefSeq and is a predicted model, not a curated record. Lineage: Eukaryota; Choanoflagellata; Craspedida; Salpingoecidae. The transcript has a single exon.